Messenger RNA from Coregonus sp. 'balchen', 1982 nucleotides. Lineage: Eukaryota; Metazoa; Chordata; Actinopteri; Salmoniformes; Salmonidae. The record is from the annotation of a GenBank genome assembly.
GACUUGUGCCCUGAACACCACCCACCUGUAGAAUCUUCAUAAUGUCCAUAGAUACAUUUGUGUGUGUGUAUAGUGUUGCCCCCUGGUGCCCGGCGUGUGCCCAGCUGAAGGAGCAUUGGGAGAGAUUUUCCAGCCUGGCAGCAGCCAUGGGGGUUUCUGUAGGAGAAGUGGACGUCACAGAACAGCCUGGUAUGGAAAUAUUAUGAAGUUGAUCCUGUUGGCUCUUACUGUCCUCAAUAUUGUCUUCUCCCCGCUGUGUGAGAUGUGAUGCCAUACAGAGUCUCCUUCUAACCACCCAUCUCUCCUUUCUCUUGUGUGUGUGUUUUUUUUCUCUCAGGUCUCAGUGGACGGUUUUUGGUUACUACACUGCCAACCAUUUUCCAGUUAGUAUCUCAGUUAACCUCUGACCCUAUCCUUUGAUCCAUGACCUCUAACCUUUCUAACUCUGUAUACAGUAUUUAUCUGUGUGUGUGUGUAUUCUACAGUGUAAAGGAGGGUAGCGUGAGGAGGUAUGUGUCUGUCCGUGAGGCGGAGGAGUUCCAUGCGUAUAUAUCUAACAGGAGGUGGGAGGAGGUGGAACCACUGCCUUCAUGGAAGUCUCCUACUUCUCCUCUGUAAAUAUACACACCAUAUAUAUUAUACAUAAACAUGGAAUUAUUCAUCUUCUCUUCUGUAAAUAUAUACUGACCUUACCUCUGACUUUGUGGAUCUCCUCCCUCCAGGAUGAGCUGCAUGGCCGGACUCUUCAGGCUUUCACUGUGGAUCAGGGUGAGACCAAAUCUCUCUCUCUCACACACACAGAGAAUGGUGUAAAGGAUCCACACUCACUCAAAAUCGUGUGUGUGUGCAUGUAGCGGACUCAUGGGUAUCUGACGGGGGAUUUGGGCAUGCCGGUGUGGGGCUCCUACCUCUCAUUUGCCAUGGCAACACUUGUCACUGGGCUGCUGAUGGGACUGGUGAGUUACACACUAAUAAUACUUUCACCAUAUUAUUGUAUUACUACUAAACUAUUACUAAACACAAAACACCCAACAGCCCAAAAUUCAAUUUUUAUGUCACACAAAUGCUUUUGAAUGGUACUGAACAUGUUGAGUAUGUCAUUGUUCUGAGAAAGAUGCCAAAUCGUCUCUCUCUUACAGCCUACUAGAGUACGUAGACAAACAAACACACACACACACUUCGAUGAGUUUCUCUGCAGUGAAAUGUGAUCUUAUGUAAGAGUGGGAGGGUGGCUGCUAUUUCAGGACUUGACAGAGGAGACUGGAGAGGCAGCAGGAGGACAGAUGUGUGUGUGUGUGGGCUGCACUCAGCUACUCUUGUGUAACCAGCUGCAUUCUACUUAAAGUUUGGAACUCAACUCAACUCCUGCCUACACUGACAUUAACCUCUUAACUAGUCUAAACUGGCUUCAUUCUAAACUAGAUUAUUAACUACAUUUAGUUGGCUUUAUUUUAGUUUGACCGUUAACCCUGUCUAACUGCUCUGAUCCUGUCUCAACUCUCCCCUCCACUCAACAGAGCUGCUUUCAACUCCUGUCUCUAUACCUCAUUCUCUGUGUGUGUGUGUGUGUAGGUACUGGUCCUGGUUGCAGAUUGCCUCUGUCCUUCCCGACAGAAGCGGAAAGAGGAGAGAGCAGGUGAGAGGAUGAUUCCACAGAACAAAGCAUGCAUGCACGCACACACAAACACAGUGUUGUCAGUGCUCUACAGUGUGUGUGUGUGUGUGUGUGUUUGUGUUUGUUUGUUUCGAGCAGGAGUGUGUGUGAGUAUGGCGGAGGAGAGGCAAGCGUCAGACGCAGAUGAGGUUGAGGGGUCUAACGAGGAGGAGGAGCCAGAGACACUGAGACAGAGGAGAGGACAGGCAACAUGCACCUCCUAACCAGGGGUUGGAACCUACAUUAUUUUCCAUUAGUUUUGUUCUGUACAGAACCAUUAUUUUUUAUGUUCCAUUCCACUGUUUUCCGACCAGCAAAAUAAAGUUCU